UACAGGUGAACUGGCACGCGAUAUCAGACGAACGUCCGGUGAAAAUGUUUACAGUUUCUAACCGUUAGAGAUGAUAUAUUCACGUUAUUUUUAAUUUUUGGAAAAUAUUUUAGAGUUACAGUGCCAUGUCAUCAGCGGACGAUGAGUCCGAAAGCGGAGACGAGUUUACAUUGUGGGACAUCAGAAAUAAUUUGGAUACAGAACCAUUUGAAGUCAUUCUUAAAGGGGGGAGUCCUUGGGGCUUCACCAUAACUGGUGGGGCCGAGGUCAGGUCCCCGAUACAGAUAUCAGAGAUAGCAGAAAAUGGAAAGGCAGAGAAUUGUAAACAGAUUCAAACAGGAGAUUUUUUACUAGGUGUUAAUGGUAUAAAAUGCGUGGCUCAGAAUGAAGCUGUGGAACUCAUUAAAGGAGCAUUCAGGACUCUUACUCUCACAAUUUGGAGGUAA
Mytilus californianus (California mussel) is the source of this 446-nucleotide messenger RNA. Its product is annotated as protein Shroom4-like. Gene Ontology annotation, cellular component: apical plasma membrane; adherens junction; cortical actin cytoskeleton. The transcript is spliced from 2 exons. NCBI's taxonomy places the organism in Eukaryota, Metazoa, Mollusca, Bivalvia, Mytilida, Mytilidae. Gene Ontology annotation, molecular function: actin filament binding. Bases 126 to 446 code for a protein of 106 amino acids. The record is from RefSeq and is a predicted model, not a curated record. Gene Ontology annotation, biological process: actin filament organization.